Monopterus albus (swamp eel) is the source of this 9770-nucleotide messenger RNA. It is a transcript of the gene cdk5rap2, whose product is annotated as CDK5 regulatory subunit associated protein 2. NCBI's taxonomy places the organism in Eukaryota, Metazoa, Chordata, Actinopteri, Synbranchiformes, Synbranchidae. Gene Ontology annotation, molecular function: molecular adaptor activity. The record is from RefSeq and is a predicted model, not a curated record. The transcript is spliced from 52 exons. Gene Ontology annotation, biological process: regulation of Golgi organization; positive regulation of microtubule nucleation; centrosome cycle. Gene Ontology annotation, cellular component: Golgi apparatus; centrosome. The coding region runs from base 329 to 9115 and encodes 2928 amino acids.
UACCCACUGCGGGGUUUCAUGUUUCCCACACACCCUAGAGGCAGCAACAGAUUCCAACGUCCAUAAUAGUGACGUUUACAAUCGUGAUGGCGGUAGCUGCGACUAGUUUGAAUUCCGUCCUAAUUUUUGGAGUUUACUUUGCGUCUCAUCUGUAAAAUGUCAUGUUAUAGUGGUGAGAGCACAUAAUAAGUGACCCGUAAUUAUGGAUUCUGUUGUGGGUGACGACCUGACGCUACCCGUUGACAUCAAUGGAAGAAAUGGGAAAAGAGCGUGAUUCUGCUGCAGACUGCCAGACUCCAUAGAUGCUGGGGAAUAUUCCACAGACAGCAUGACAGCUUCAUCCUUCCCUGACAAGAUGUCCCCUAUUAAAGCUCUCACCAUGAAGGACUAUGAGAAUCAAAUCACAGCUCUAAAGAAAGAGAACUUUAACCUCAAGUUGCGCAUUUACUUCAUGGAAGAACGCAUGCAACAGAAAUGUGAUGACUCUACUGAGGACAUAUUCAAAAUGAACAUUGAGCUGAAGGUGGAGUUGGAGUCUAUGAAGAGGGAACUGGCAGAGAAACAGGAGCUACUAGUGUCUGCGUCGAAAGCAUUAGAGAGUCUGGCUGGUCGAGGAUCAGGAGACUCUCAUCGUGUGAGAGAGCAAGCUCAGAGAGAAAUGGAUGAAAUUCGAGAUGCAUUCAACAGAAGGAUAGUUGACCUAGAACAGUGUCUGCGAAUAGCUGAGGAAGAGGUUGAGAAGAUGGCAGCCAUUGCUGAGCAGGAGAAGCGUAAGAAUAUUAACAUGGAAAAGCAGCUCCAAGCCCUGGGCCCAUCGAGCACCUUUAACUCUGUACCUGUCGCCAGCCCAGUCCAUGACCUUCAGCAGGCCCUGCAGGAGAAAGACGAUAUCAUUGAGCAGCUCAAGAUCACUUUAAAGAACCAGGAAUCUGUGACCCAUCAGUGUAACAAUACUGACCAAAGGACAGAUUCUCCACCAGCUGACCAUGUUAAGCAACUGUCAGAUCUCAUCACCAAGAAAGAUCAGGAACUUGAGGCAUUGAGGGAUGAGCUACAUAGAGAGAAGGGCAAAACACAACCAGGCCAACAGAAAAAUGAGAUUAAUCAGUUGGAGUCCUGCAAUAAGCUGCUCACUGAAGAAGUCACACAGACAAAAAGCAUCAAUGACAACCUGGCAAAAACACUGGCGGAUACCCAGAAUCAGAACAAGACCCUGUCAGAGAAGUUAGAAGGGAAGGAAAAUGAACUCAGUAUAGAGAGGAAAAAUGCUCUGAAGAGAGACAAAACAAUCCAGGGUCUGACUCAGGUCCUCAGAGAAAAGGAAAAAGAGAUUGCAGAGCUGUGUCAUGAGAUUGAGGACAGGGAUAAUGCUUUGGCCAAGGCUAGAGAGGCAGCACAUAAAGCCCAACUACAGAAAUACCAGGGAGUAGAGGAGCACCAAAACCUGUUAAUGGCAAAGCAAACAGAGCUGGCUCAACUCCAGGGAGAACACCAUGCCAAACUGCUUGAAGCUCAAAAACUACAGCGUGCUGUGGGCAGGAAGGAGCAGGACCUGGCUGACUUGCAGCAGGCAAAGGACCAGCUAGAGUUGGAACUGGAGGACAUGCAACAGCAGAAGAAGAAAGGGGACAAGGCCCUUAGUGAUCUGAACAAUCAGCUGAAGAAGCUGAAUGAUGAGAUCGGGGAGAGAGAGAGUGCAGUGGAGCAGAAAUACCAGGAGCUGUUGGAUCAAACAAAAAGAAAACUGCAGGCACACGAGGUCAUCAUCCAGCGGCUCACAUCUACCUUGGCAGAUAAAGAGCAGCAGCUACAGGAGUACAUGAACAUGGCCAGAGACUUUGAGCAAAGCAAAAGCCCAGGAGGAAAUGAUAACAUGCUGUCUAAGCUGCGACAAAGGCUGAAAGAAAAGGAGAAGGCACUGGAGCAAGCGCUGGAUGAGAAGUUUGCUGCCAUUGAGGAGAAAGACAAUGAGAUACACCAGCUGCAGCUGUCUCUAAGAGAGAAGGAAAGGGACCUGGAUAGGCUCAAUAACUUGCUCUCCCACAACGAAGGGACCAUCAAUAGUUUUGACAGUCUAAUCAAGGAAAAGGAUGUGGAGCUGCAGCAUCUUGCAAAUACUUUAAAAAACCUGCAGAGAGCCAAGCAAGAUGUAGAAGAUAACCUGAACAGAUCGCUAAGGGAGAAGGACUCCAUCAUCAGCCAGCUACAGCUCUCCCUGGAGGGCAAGACAAAGGACAUGGAGGAAAUGGCAGAAUCGAUGCUUAGCCAGUCACAGACUCAUGCACGUGACCUUGCUGAACAGAUGGGCCACAGGUUAAAGGUCACAGAGGCUAUGUUGGCUGAAGCUGUGAAAGCCAGGGAAAAGCUGGUUGCUGACAAUGAGAGUGCUGUGGAAGGACUAUUGGCUACAAUUAGCAGCAAGGACCAACUUCUCAAGGAGGCUGCAGAGCACUACAACCGCAUGCUGUCUGAGCGUACUCAAGGGAUCCAGGAACUAAAGAAACAGCUGUCUGAUAGGCAGCAGCAGCUCACCACUGCUGAGAAGCAGUGCUCCACAACAACCCAAGAGGGUUAUUUAGAAACUGCAGAGCUCAGGGCUAUGCUUGCUGAAAAAGACAGCCUCAUCAAUAAGCUUCUACAGUGUGGUCAAGAAAGGGACCAGUUUCUGCCAGACAUGAGGCAAAAGGAGGACUCUGAUCAUGUGUUGGAGCUCAGACAAACUAUCCAGAUCAUGCAGGAGAAGUUGGAUGAGAGAGAUGCCAAGCUGUCCAGGAAGAACAGUGAGGAAAAUGUUCCACUGUCCAAGAAGACAGUCGUCAUAUUGAAGAAGGAGCUAGCAGAGAAAACCGAGGAACUGAACAAAGCUCUGAAGAGGGAGAAUGAACUGAAGAUUUCAUUGGCAGAGCUAAAGUCAUUGCUAUCUGAGCUGGAGGGUCGCAGUGAAGGUCAGGCUGCUAAUAUUGAGUCGCUGACUGCCACUCUGAAAACUAAAGAUGAGAUUAUCAAUGUUCUCCACCAGCGCCUUGGUCAGAAAGGGGACAGUCAUGCUGACCAUAUGCAGGAUCAGGUCAUUGGCUCUGGAAUGGAGAGGUCACUACCUGGGCUCCCACAAAGAGAAAGAACAAUGAUUGGUGGAGACAGUCAGCAAGAAGCUUUGCCCAACCUUAUAGCCUUGCAACAAGAGCGUAAUGCGCUGAACAAAGCUCUGAGAGCUGAACAGCAACUUUACUCCAGCCUGGUUAGAACUGUAAAAGAGCCAGACAGUGUCCAGUGUGUCCAUGCUCUGCAGCUGCAGCUGGCGGCAGUGCAACUCCUCAGGCAGCAGCUAGAGAAGAACAUCAAAACUAAUGAGGAGCUACGAGAUGAAUUGGAGAGAGAGAUGCACAGAGUCAAACUCAGAGAAGGUAAGGAUCUCAUUGAUCCUAAAGAAGUUGAGAGCAUAAGGCAUCAGCUUGAAGAUGCACAGCGCUGGAAUGCCUCUCUGCAGGCUCGCUUAGGAGCCAUCCAGAACCGUGGAGGAGGGGUUGGUGGAACCAGUGAUGGUGGUGACACUUUGAGUUUUAUUGGUGAUCAGACUUCCUACAUGAGUAUAUGUGUGGAAGAGGGGCACGAUAACAGCUUGUCUCUUUUCUCUCCACAAGAGCUCAAACAGAAGGUGCUAGAGCUGCAGGACUCUGUCAGCAGACUGCAGGCAUUAAAUGGCGAGCUGCAGAGCCGACUGACACUAUUGCAGAUGUCAGAGCAUGACUCUUACAACAAGGAAGACAAAGAAGUGGCCAGCAGUAGCCCUUGUAAAAAGCAGCUAGAGAAGAUGCAGGAGACACAGCUUUUGAUUCACAGUAACAAGACGCACCCCUCCAGUCAGGACAAAGAGAGCCAGACAGACAUCAAGCAGAUGGUGUUUGGAAAGCUGUUGGAUGAUGAGAACAUGGACAGUGGCCUUGGCCAGAGUAGAGAGCACACUCAGUCUGGCAACAACUCGAUAGAGACUGGAGAGGGAGAUUCUAGGGAGAAGAACAUAGAUGUAAUGGCACUUAAAUCUUUGCUGACUGACUGGGGGGCCACAUCAGUUUUGCACCUUAGAGAGCAGCUGCUCAGGCUUAAAUCGGAGAAUGCGGAGCUGCGGGGUCUCCUUAAAGAACAAACUUCUACUGAGUGCAAAGAAAAAGAGAACAUAGAUGCUUCAGGAAACAGCACUGAGGAACAGGCUGAAUUGAAACAGAGCAUGGAAACACUGCAGUCUGAGUCAAAAGGUCACUCUAAGGUCAUCAGGCUGCUAAACGAAAGCAGAGAGAAGAUGUCUAAUGAGGAGUCAGAAGGAGAGACCCCUGUCACUUCUGAGUUAAUUGUCAGCACCACAGAGGUGAUUGAAAGUUCACAAAGUAAAGGCCAGUCACACAGCAAGAGGGCAAAGCAUCAUGUUGCAAGACAUGGGGUUGGGGUCAAAUCUCGCCUCCCUGUCCCUGUGAGGCUGAGAGUCGGAACUAGCAGCAGCAGCAGCAGCAGCAGGCCUUCUGAUGAUAACUCUCACCCUCUGAAAACUGACACACUUCAGCGCCUGCAUUUGGAUGGUGUCUGUGGGUCUGACCAACAACUUCAUGCAGAAUGUGACUCCCCCAUGUCACUCCAGCAAAGCACUUCCCCUUCUUCCACACUCAGAUAUGCACAUUGCAGUGGCAGUUCAGUAGGGUCGAACGAGGGCAGUGAAGCCGGAGACACACUGGAUCACAUCCAGGCUGACUCUGCUCUUUUCACUCAGCUGGAGCUCCUCCACCAGGAGUGCCAGGAGAAGGAGGCCCUGAUCAACAAGCUCACUGAGCAGCUUGAAGAGCUCCAUGCUCAGCUACAGGAGAAAGAACAACUUAAUAUCCAGUAUGUGGAGGCCUUAGAGGCUGCACAGUCCACUAUUGCUUACUUGACUGCCUGCAGUCUGGAGAGCCAAGGAGGAUUUGGGUCACACAUCAGUUUGGGCACAGGCUCUGGCUCUGUGGGUUUAGAUGCCGCCCUCCACAGUAGAUGCAUGGAGCUACAGAAAACCCUGCAGGAAAAGGAGGAACGCAACAACCAGCUUAUAGAGCUUCUGAACAUGGCAGAGCACGCCAUCUCCUCCUCUGACAGCCAUGGAAAGAAUCCAGAAAUCACUGGUCUUUGCUUAAAGAUAAAGGACACCUUAAAGCAGGUGAAUGCGUCCUUAAAUAGAGCGAGCACAAGAAGUGUUUUUGGAAACACUGAGGACUCUGUGCAGGAGUUGCAACGACAUGCAGACUCUUUACAGGAAGCACUUUGGGAGCAGAACAGGCUUAAUGCAGAGCUGCAGGAAAAACUGAGAGCUGCAGAUGCUGCUGUAAAACAGGGCUCCAACAGUAACAGUGCUGGUCAGAAUGAUAAAUGUUCAAGACUGAUAGCAGCAGAAAAGGAGUCAAAGGAAGGAGUAUGGGGCUUUGAUAAUACCAGUUUGAAUCGGGAGAUGACUGCAGUUCUGAUGAACUGCCUUAGUGCAGCAGAGACUGCCAUUGCCUCUUUGACAGCACACUGUUCACAUACUGGCUCCUUGUCUUCUGCUAGAUCAUCACAAAUCAGCCCUGAUCUACAGAUGAAUUUAGACAGACUUCAGGCAGCCCUGCAAGAGAGAGAGGAAUUGAGAGGACAUAUUCAGCCAGCCACCAAAUCUGGCAGCAGUCAAUCCACCACUUCAGCUGGUACAAAAAGACAACUUGACCCAGAGCUUCAUCAAAAUCUCUGUCUCCUCUACAAGAUUUUCAGUGAUCUCUCCCAGAGGAUUUCUGAACUGCAGGUUUCCCUCCAAGAAGAGAGGAGCCAUAGACAGGAGAGUGAGGCCCACAGGACAGUGCAGGAUGGAAAGGCGCUGCCUUCAAGUGUUCAGGUCCAACUAGAGACUCUCCAUAAAGCCCUGAGGGAGAAGAAGAAAGCAUGUAAAAGCCUGGAGGAGAAACUGGCCACUGCUCUUACUAAGACACCCUCUCUUGAAACUGCACACAAAACUCUGGAGCAGGAUGACAAAGGCGUGCAGGUGGAUUUGCAGGACCUGGGUUACGAAACCAGUGGCAAGAGUGAGAACGAUAGGGAAGAGAGCAGUAGCACAGACAUAGAGGUUGGUGUGAAGCCUAGUUGCAGCGCCUCUAGCCUGCCUUCCCUGCUGAAACAUGAACAGGCCACUUUCUCAUCUACUGAAAACCUGGACUCAACCUCCAGCACCCCAUAUCCGAGUUCUCCAGCUCUGAGCUCAGCCAAGGUCAGUUUGAAAGGCCUGCAGGUCUUUGAUGAGUAUGGGGUGUCUGAGGACCCUCUCCAGCUUCAGGCACAAGUCAGAGAGCUGAAGGUCCAGCUAGAAAACCAGACCAAACUCAUCCAACAAAUGCAAAAUGUUCUACGUAGAAACUCCCUCUUCAGUGACCUUGUUCCCAACACUUCUGACCCAUCCAUUGUCAAGGAUCAAGGGACACAGAAGCAGGACCAUAGCCGAGAUAGAAGCUACAGAACUGAGCAGCUGAGCGAGAAAAAGGAGGGAGAGACCCAGGCGAUUAAGUCUAAAACCAGCCAUGUAAAUAUGGAUGUGGAAAGAGAGAGGACGCCGAACAGAAGCAUGAGUGAACAGCUGCAGCAGACCUGUAGUCGCUCUACAUCACCUGCAAGACUGGACUCCCUAGUGCAGUCACAGGCCAGGGAGCUAUCACAACUGAGACAGCAGAUCAAGGAGAGCCGCAGGCUGGGAGCCCUGCAGCGUCGACAGCUGGAGGAGCUGAACAAGGCGUUUAAGGAGCUGCUACAGGACAGUAAAGUCGACCACUACAUGGGAGAGGUGGUCAGAGAGCAGCUGGACAAGAGCCUGAGCCUUGUGGACAGGCUGGAGGGACGGCUGGACAAAAGUAGCUGUGAUGGAGAACCUCAUCUGGAUAAUGAGAGUGUGGCGGCUCUGGAACUGUCUCGCAGGUUAGCUAAAGAGCUGCAAGAGAAAAACCAUCUGAUCCAGAGCCUGCAGAGCCAGUUAAGAGGUCAAAGUCCCAGCAGCCACCACAGCUCUCACUCUGAUCUGUACUACUCGGACAGGACUGCCUCCUUCUGCCACAGCAGUGCCGCCACACAAGGUGCUAGUCAAGCUCACGGCCAGCAACCCCCCACUGUUUGGACGGGAGCAGCUGUCUCUCCUGUAGGAGGAGCUCAGGAGGAAAGUGCAUCUGGUCACAGGGACACUGCCAGCAGACUGCAAGGCCUGCAGAGGGAGAACGGACGACUGCAGGAGCAGCUGAGGAGCAGCGAGGAGCUCAACGCCAACCUACGCAGUGAACUGGACCUGCAUCGCUCAAUUAUGGCCCAGGCGAGCUCCGACCAUCAGGAACAGGGUCAGAACCAUGACCAGGAGGGGUCAGGGCCUCAGAUGGAAGCGCAUGAAGGAGAGACAGACAUCAGCUCACAAAAGAAUGCUGCUGAACAGCCUCACACAAUGAAUUCAGAUGUACUGGCAGAACAUCUACAAGAGAUCCGAGCUUUGCGACAGCGCCUGGAGGAGAGCAUUCGUACAAACGACCGUCUCAGGGAACAGCUGGAGAAGAGACUCUCGGAGGUGGAGAAGGACCCAGCAGCUACCAACAUCUUCAUCCAUGGCAGUGAGGAGCAGGGUCAUCUGGCCAAUGAGAUGAGACUCCUCUGGGUACAAAACCAAGCACUGAAGGAACAGCUCAACUUGGUGUCUAGAGACAAGCAGAAGGAGAAUGAGAAGCUACAGGAGACUCUGGCCAGGCGGACGGCCAAACUGGAGCAGAGCAGGAAGGAGUGUGAAGUUCUGAGGCAGGAAAACAACCGACUGCAGGAGAGGCUGGAGCAGAGCAGCCAAGAAAAGUCACAACUGCAGGAUUCACUGCACUACAGCAAAGAGGAGCUGCACAGGCUGGAGUAUGAGGUGAAGCUCCAGAGGCAGCAGCUGUCUGACUCCCAGCAUCUCCUCCAGUCACUGAGGGUGGAGCUGCAAGUUUAUGAAAAGAUGAAGACAAAAGAUCAGAAACACAAAGAAUCCAGUGAGACGACCCAGGAGCCUGUCCCCACCCCUUCCUCCGGCUCCGUGGACCUAGGUGAGCUCCUGUCAGAGAUCAGGCACCUGAGGCUGCAGCUGGAGAGAAGCAUCCAGACCAACACGGCACUGCGACAGAGACUGGAGGAGCAGCUGUUCAGAGGAGCCAACCGCUCUGAAACCAUUAACAUCAACUACCUGCUGUCCUCUCCAGAUGAAGGGGGCAGGUCCCUGAGUCGUGAAGGCUGUGAUUCUCAGCGUUACUCAUUUCAGUCUUACAGUAAACACAUCGGUGUCCACCAUGAUGAGAAACGUCAUGCUGCUUCAGAGGAGGAUGGUGGCUCAGUCAGCAGCAGCUCUGGUGACAGCAUUUCUGGUGCUCCCUCUCGCCUGGUGCCGGGCCACCGGAUGUGGGCCAGUCGCAGCGGUCGCCACAUUUUGGGCCUGAUUGAGGACUACAGCGCCCUCCGCAAGCAGAUCUCAGAGGGUCGUAAGCUGUCACGCAGCAUGGACACACAACUGCAGGAGUGUCUGCACACACUCAGACUGCAGGGCUCUGACAACAAGAGCCAUUGUGUAAUGGACCAGCAGCAUGUGAAGAAUCUGUCGAGCAGCGUGAACACAAUGCAGCAGGUGUUGGAAGAGGCCGCUCGCCUGCUCAAGCUGCUGUGGAGAGUCUCUUUGCCAGCUGGAAACACAGCAGGGCACAGCAGCAGCAUCCAGCAGGACGAGCUGCUGAAAAAUGAGAUAGCCAGACUGAAGAGCCAGCUGUCGCAGCAGGAGAAGCUGCUGAGUGGAGCCGUCAAACGCCUCCGCACCACUAACCAGCUCAAAGAGGGAAUGGAGAGGGUCAUCAUCGAUCAGUUGUCUUUAACUCACGGAGUGUUGAAGAAGGCCAGGGGCAAUUUAGAGACAAAUUACUGUGCCCUCUAUGGCCUGAAAGGCCUGUGUGGAGGACCAGACGAAGGAGGUCCCAGUCGGUGGCCAGUAGGGCACACCACAGACGCUCAGCCUGAGCAGAGGCCUGCUCCUGUUCGUAGACGGGCCACAGACUCAGAGGAUCACAACAGUGACAACUCUUUGUACUGACCCUACUAAAUCAGCUGUUUCAAUGCCCUACACUGCUUUUGAUAAUGUAGGUACCCAAUGUUCAUUCUGUCCAGCUGUGAAACUGUCACCUUAAUCUCCAGGUAGCAAAGCCUUUUUGUACUAUAACUGCACAAAUCCUGCCUAAGAAUUUGAUUCAUUUUAGGUACUGAGUUUGUUAAAGUUUAUUUUUUAAAGAAGAGCCUUUGUAAAUUUCUGCAAUCUAAAUAUUUUUCCUCUUUUGAUAAUGCAUAAGAACAUGUAUUUUAUUAUCAGCUUACUGUUUUUACCUUUUCACCUGUCAGUUUGUAAUAGGAUGGUUCAGUGUGAUCAAAGAAUUAUGUGCAGAUGCAGUAAAAAAAAGUUUAAUGAUGAAACUAAUUGUGGUAUUUAAGUCCCUUUAUUAGCAUAUAGUUUUUUAAAAGUAUAAAUCUUGGCAGCUGCUUCAAAAUGCAAACAUGGGUAAGCACAGGUUUAAAAAAACAGCCAAACUCAAAUCAAGACCCAGAUAAAGUGAAGUAAAUUAGAAAAGGUCUAAGUUUUACAGAGGAAGACUUUCUGUUACCCAUUCAUGGAGAGAGAAUAGCCAAAAGGUCAAAUUUGUUAAUUAGCAUUUAAAACGUCUCUGGCCGUUACGCAUCAUCAGUGACCUAUAAAA